Messenger RNA from Thamnophis sirtalis, 3237 nucleotides. The record is from RefSeq and is a predicted model, not a curated record. Lineage: Eukaryota; Metazoa; Chordata; Lepidosauria; Squamata; Natricidae.
GCGGUUCGGUCUGCAGUCGGAGACUCGCAGGCAGCAAAUACGGAGAGCGGAAAAAGCGAGCCGGGAAAAGCGAGCAGGCAGCCGCGGAAGAGCUGCGUUGAAAGAGCGCUGCACGUUAAAACACAUCGCAGCCGGAGCCCUUAGAUGAGCACCGAGCAGCAGCAGCAGCGCUAACCAGCCACGGGAGCAAGCAGAAGCAAAUGCCAAGCGCAGUCUCUCUCUCUCUCUGAAUGUAUAUGCAUAAUAUCCUUAGCUUGAUUUAAACACCUCCAGCUCACGCAUCAUGGUUUUGCAAACUAAGCUCCCUUCUUGGAUUAUUUUGUGUAACAUCUGGCUGCUUCAGUUUGCACACACGGGGGAGGCACAGGCUGCGAAAGAAGUAAUAUUGCUGGAUUCUAAAGCACAACAGACAGAUUUGGAAUGGAUUUCUUCUCCUCCCAAUGGGUGGGAAGAAAUUAGUGGACUGGAUGAAAACUACACACCUAUACGAACAUACCAGGUAUGCCAAGUCAUGGAACCCAACCAAAAUAAUUGGCUGCGGACUAACUGGAUCACGAAAGGCAAUGCACAAAGGAUUUUUGUAGAACUAAAAUUCACUCUGAGGGAUUGUAAUAGCCUUCCUGGAGUCCUGGGGACAUGUAAAGAAACGUUCAACUUGCAUUAUUAUGAAACAGACUAUGACAGUGGAAGGAGUAUCAGAGAAAGCCAGUAUGUAAAAAUAGACACUAUUGCGGCUGAUGAAAGCUUCACCCAAGGUGACCUUGGGGAGAGGAAAAUGAAACUCAAUACAGAAGUGAGAGAGAUUGGACCUCUGUCCAAGAAAGGAUUCUACCUUGCAUUUCAGGAUGUAGGGGCUUGCAUUGCUCUGGUUUCUGUCAAAGUGUACUAUAAGAAGUGCUGGUCCAUUAUUGAGAACUUAGCGAUUUUUCCAGACACAGUAACUGGGUCAGAGUUCUCCUCUUUAGUUGAGGUCCGAGGAACCUGUGUCAGUAAUGCGGAAGAAGAAGCCGAGAACUCUCCCAGAAUGCAUUGUAGUGCAGAAGGAGAAUGGUUAGUGCCCAUUGGGAAGUGUAUCUGCAAAGCUGGCUUCCAGCAAAAAGGAGACACGUGCGAACCCUGUGGACGUGGAUUCUAUAAGUCAUCUUCACAAGAUUUGCAGUGCUCCCGCUGCCCAAUGCACAGUUUUUCAGACAGGGAAGGAUCUUCGCGAUGUGAUUGUGAAGACAGCUAUUACAGAGCACCUACUGACCCACCAUAUGUUGCAUGCACAAGGCCGCCAUCUGCACCACAGAACCUUAUUUUCAAUAUUAACCAAACUACUGUGAGUUUGGAGUGGAGCCCUCCUGCUGAUAAUGGAGGAAGAAAUGACGUGACCUACAGGGUAUUAUGCAAGAGGUGCAGCUGGGAACAGGGUGAAUGUGUUCCCUGUGGGAGCAAUGUUGGAUAUAUGCCCCAGCAAACUGGAUUAGUAGACAACUAUGUCACCGUCAUGGACCUGUUGGCUCAUGCUAACUAUACUUUUGAAGUUGAAGCUUUAAAUGGUGUCUCCGACUUAAGCCGUUCCCAGAGGCUUUUUGCAGCUGUUACCGUUACCACUGGCCAAGCAGCUCCCUCGCAAGUUAGUGGUGUAAUGAAAGAAAAAGUGCUGCAAAGGAGUGUGGAGCUUUCCUGGCAGGAACCUGAGCAUCCCAAUGGAGUCAUCACAGAAUAUGAAAUCAAGUAUUAUGAGAAAGACCAAAGGGAGAGAACUUAUUCAACAGUGAAAACCAGAGCCACUUCUGCUUCGGUUAAUAAUCUGAAACCAGGAACUGUAUAUGUUUUCCAGAUUCGUGCUUUUACUGCUGCUGGCUAUGGAAAUUAUAGCCCUAGAUUAGAUGUUGCUACACUAGAAGAAGCCACAGCUACUGCUGUUUCCAGUGAACAGAAUCCUGUAAUCAUAAUAGCUGUGGUAGCUGUGGCAGGCACAAUUAUCCUGGUUUUCAUGGUUUUUGGCUUCAUCAUUGGGCGAAGACACUGUGGCUAUAGCAAAGCUGACCAAGAAGGAGAUGAAGAACUUUACUUUCAUUUUAAAUUUCCAGGCACCAAAACCUACAUUGAUCCUGAAACCUACGAAGAUCCCAAUAGAGCAGUCCAUCAAUUCGCCAAGGAGUUAGAUGCUUCCUGUAUUAAAAUAGAGCGUGUGAUUGGUGCAGGAGAGUUUGGUGAAGUAUGCAGUGGUCGUCUAAAGCUUCCAGGCAAAAGAGAUGUUGCAGUGGCCAUUAAAACCUUAAAAGUGGGCUAUACUGAAAAACAAAGAAGGGAUUUUCUUUGUGAGGCUAGCAUCAUGGGACAGUUUGACCACCCCAAUGUGGUUCACUUGGAAGGAGUUGUUACCAGAGGAAAACCAGUAAUGAUUGUAAUAGAAUACAUGGAGAAUGGAGCACUGGAUGCAUUUCUCAGGGUCUUAAUGUGCAGCUUCAAACAUCAUAUAUCAGGGGUCCCCGGUACUGGUCCAUGGGCUCUUAGGAACCAGGUCACACAGCUGGAGAAACACGAUGGGCAGUUCACAGUAAUUCAGCUGGUUGGAAUGUUGAGAGGAAUUGCUGCUGGAAUGAGAUACUUGGCAGAUAUGGGAUAUGUACACAGGGACUUAGCAGCACGCAAUAUUCUGGUCAAUAGCAAUCUUGUUUGCAAAGUGUCGGACUUUGGUCUCUCCAGAGUUAUAGAAGAUGAUCCUGAAGCUGUCUACACCACAACUGGUGGCAAAAUUCCAGUAAGAUGGACAGGCCCAGAAGCCAUACAGUACCGGAAAUUUACAUCAGCGAGUGAUGUAUGGAGUUACGGAAUAGUCAUGUGGGAGGUGAUGUCUUAUGGAGAGAGGCCUUAUUGGGACAUGUCAAAUCAAGAUGUUAUAAAAGCAAUUGAAGAAGGGUAUCGUUUGCCAGCGCCCAUGGACUGCCCAGCAGGCCUUCACCAGCUGAUGCUAGACUGCUGGCAGAAAGAACGUGCAGAAAGGCCAAAGUUUGAACAGAUUGUGGGCAUUCUAGAUAAAAUGAUUCGGAACCCAAAUAGCUUGAAGACUCCUUUAGGAACCUGUAGUAGACCAAUCAGCCCUCUCCUGGACCAGAACACUCCUGAUUUCACAACAUUUUGCUCUGUAGGAGAAUGGUUGCAAGCAAUCAAGAUGGAACGAUACAAGGAUAAUUUUUCUGCUGCGGGUUACAAUAACCUUGAGACAGUAGCCAGGAUGACUAUUGA